Capronia epimyces CBS 606.96 is the source of this 1065-nucleotide messenger RNA. RefSeq lists its product as uncharacterized. The transcript has 3 exons. Lineage: Eukaryota; Fungi; Ascomycota; Eurotiomycetes; Chaetothyriales; Herpotrichiellaceae. The record is from RefSeq and is a predicted model, not a curated record. The coding region runs from base 1 to 1065 and encodes 354 amino acids.
AUGGCUCUGGAAGCAUUUCAUUUUGCAGGAGUUCCCAUCACCUACCCACUUAAUCGAACAACUAUAAAUCACAACACCGCCCCCUUGGGGAGCUACAUUGAGAAAGCCUACUACGGGGAUUCCAACCCAUUCAACGAAGCCAUCUUCGAUCAGGGAAUCACUCACCGCCCGCCGCAGCUGGAGAGCGACCGCACAAAUCGAAUUCUUCUAUAUCCUGGCUCGUUCAAUCCCCCUCACGUUGGGCACUGGGCGCUUCUCGACCACGCGUUGGCGAGUAGCCAAGACAUCAACAUUAUUGCUGCAAUAAUCCUGCCACUGGAUGAUGACAGGGUAAUAGAGAAAUGCGAGGCCCUGGGCCAGAGCCUGGCAUUCAGCAAGGAGCAGCGAGUUCAAAUUUGGCGAGGAUAUGGACCGCAUGACAAAUACUGGGCGUAUGGUGGCAGCGAGGGGGAAUGGCCUUCAUUCCGCCAUCGCCUAAAUGAGGACUGCGCUCGGGAUGGAUUCGAAGUGAAGUUCAUCGUGUUGGCGGGCCCAGACCAAGUGAGCCAGGAUGACGUUUCGUGGAACCCACGGGAUUGUGAAGAGAUCCUAGUCAGCGAUGUUUCCCGUUCUGCGGACUUCACGACCUCAGAAGGUACAUUAGAACAGUUCGAGGAAUGUGAUCCCUGGGAACCUGUUUUCUGGAACGAGGAAGCAGCAACACGACAUGCCACGAGCAGUGCAGCAUUUCUAGGAGAUCCUAGGUACUUUGAGCACUUGAUGGAAACCCUUCGCUCCGAUGACAUGAGCAAGACCGAGAGCGUGAGCAUUUGCUACCGCAAAGCUGUCCCCACCCACAGCAUCCGCUUUAUUCCUGCUCAGGGCGAGAUAGUGCACAUCAGUUCUACACUCAUUCGGACCAUCAUUGAGGAGUGUGAACCGGCGAGACUGGAGGAAGAGCUAAAAGACAUAGCUCUGCAUCCCGAGAUCUUGGUCGAAUUUGUCAGGGCUCAAGUUCCCCGCCAUGGGGGAUGUCUCCGGGCAUCCAUUUCGACACCCAUUUCGUACCGCACCCAUGCGGAUUGA